AUGGAUCUCUUGAAGCUCACCAAAAAGACCCUCCACGUCUCCCGCGGAUUCACUUACACCUACUACACCUCCCGUGCUCAGGCUUCUAAGCCAACUCUCAUCCUAUUUCACGGCUGGCCUGACACGGCAUUGCUCUGGGCCGGUUUCAUCAACGAUUACCUCGUCUCAAACGGCUAUGGCAUUGUAGCCCUAGACUGCCUAGGCUACGGCGAGAGCUCCAAACCAACCGAUCCCAACUGUUAUGCGCGGCAGCAUAUGACGGCCGAUGCGGUCGAAAUUCUCGACGCCGAAAGCCUAAACAGUAUCAUAUCCCUCGACCAUGACUGGGGUAGCAUUAUGUGCCAGCGACUUUAUAACUUUUACCCCUCGCGCGUUUGCGGUGUUGUUAUGGUGAAUAACGCCUAUAGCCCCCCAGCCGGGCAGUUCGACCUUGAUGCUUGGAACAAGAUGACCAAAGAAACCUUUGGGUACGGCUUCUUCGAACACUGGCACUUCUUUACCGCAGAUGAUGGCGUGAACAUCAUGAACCAGAAUCUCGAAUCUGUGUAUAGUGCGGCCUUUGGCGAUCCCCAAAGCUACCUCGAGAACUAUAGUACCCCUGACCGCAUGCGAAAAUUUGUCACCGAGGGCAAGACGCAGCCGACACUACAAUACACUACGUCUGAGCACAAGGCAAACUUCAUGGCCCGGCUCGGUAGGGAUGGUGGCUUUAACGCCCCAAGUUGUUGGUAUAAGGCCUGGACCCUGGGUCUGCAAAACGAGGCAGAUAGCCUGGUGGCCGAGGAUGCAAAGACCAUUAAUGUGCCAGCCUUUUUCUGGGGCGCAGAGAAUGACGCUCCGAGCGUUGGUGCAGGGCUGCUGCCAAAUGUCAAGAGUGUUACAAGGGAGGGAGGUUAUUGGGCACUCCUCGAGAUGCCCGUUGAGUUUGGUCAGGAUGUGGUAGGUUGGUUACAAGCUACUUUUGGAUAG
Messenger RNA from Fusarium odoratissimum NRRL 54006, 969 nucleotides. RefSeq lists its product as uncharacterized. Gene Ontology annotation, molecular function: hydrolase activity. The record is from RefSeq and is a predicted model, not a curated record. Lineage: Eukaryota; Fungi; Ascomycota; Sordariomycetes; Hypocreales; Nectriaceae. The coding region runs from base 1 to 969 and encodes 322 amino acids. The transcript is spliced from 2 exons.